UGAGAGAGGAUGACCACAGAGAUCAGCGCUCGGGGCAGACAGCGUGCCAUUGGGCAUGAGGAAUACAGCCUGUAUAGCAGCCUGAGUGAGGAUGAGCUGGUCCAGAUGGCCAUCGAGCAGAGCCUGGCUGACAAGACUCGGGGCCCAACCACUGCUGAGGCCACUGCGUCCACGCGUGUCAACCGCCAACCUGCCCAUUUCUACCCAUGGACCAGGUCGACUGUGCCUCCCGAGAACCCGCCCGCCUCGGCCCCCAAGGGCCUGUUCCAAGGGGUCAUGCAGAAAUACAAGAACUCCCAGCUGGCGCCUGUGGACCCCGUGCUGAAGGCCAUCAAGGAAGGGGACGAAGAGGCCUUGAAGGCUAUGAUCAAGGCAGGGAAGAAUCUCGCAGAGCCCAACAAGGAAGGCUGGCUGCCACUGCAUGAGGCGGCCUAUUACGGCCAGCUGAACUGCCUGAAGGCCCUGCAGCAAGCAUACCCAGGAGUCAUCGACCAGCGCACCUUGCAGGAGGAAACGGCCCUUUACCUGGCAACGUGCAGGGGACACCUGGACUGCCUCCGAUCUCUGCUCCAGGCUGGGGCUGAGCCUGACAUCUCCAACAAGUCCCGAGAGACACCGCUCUACAAAGCCUGCGAGCGCAAGAACGUGGAGGCCGUGCGGAUCCUGGUGCAGCACAACGCGGACACCAACCACCGCUGUAACCGAGGCUGGACAGCGCUGCACGAGUCUGUUUCUCGCAACGACCUGGAGGUCAUGGAGAUCCUGGUGAGCAGAGGCGCCAAGGUGGAAUCCAAGAAUGCCUACGGCAUCACCCCCUUGUUCGUGGCGGCCCAGAGUGGGCAGCUGGAGGCCCUGAGGUUCCUGGCCAAAUACGGUGCCGACAUCAACACGCAGGCCAGUGACAAUGCGUCCGCCCUCUACGAGGCUUGCAAGAAUGAGCACGAGGAUGUGGUGGAGUUCCUGCUCUCGCAAGGCGCCGACGCCAACAAGGCCAACAAGGAUGGCAUGCUCCCGCUGCACAUCGCCUCCAAGAAGGGCAACUACAGGAUCGUGCAGAUGCUGCUGCCGGUGACCAGCCGCACGCGCGUGCGCCGUAGCGGCAUCAGCCCGCUGCACCUGGCCGCCGAGCGCAACCACGACGGGGUGCUCGAGGCGCUGCUGGGCGCGCGCUUCGACGUGAACGCGCCGCUGGCGCCCGAGCGCGCGCGCCUCUACGAGGACCGCCGCAGCUCGGCGCUCUACUUCGCGGUGGUCAACAACAACGUGUACGCCACCGAGCUGCUGCUGCUCGCCGGCGCCGACCCCAACCGCGACCUCAUCAGCCCCCUGCUCGUGGCCAUCCGCCACGGCUGCCUGCGCACCAUGCAGCUGCUGCUGGACCACGGCGCCGACAUCGACGCCUACAUCGCGACGCACCCCACCGCCUUCCCCGCCACCAUCAUGUUCGCCAUGAAGUACCUGUCGCUGCUCAAGUUCCUCAUGGACCUCGGCUGCGACGGCGAGCCCUGCUUCUCGUGCCUGUACGGCAACGGCCCGCACCCGCCCGCCCCGCCGCGCUCCAACCGGUUCAACGACACGCCCGCCACCGACAAGGAGCCCGCCGUGGUCCAGUUCUGCGAGAUCCUGUCUGCCCCAGAGGUGAGCCGCUGGGCAGGGCCCAUCAUCGACGUCCUCCUGGACUAUGUGGGCAACGUGCAGCUCUGCUCGCGGCUGAAGGAACACAUCGACAGCUUCGAGGACUGGGCUGUCAUCAAGGAGAAGGCAGAACUUCCCAGACCUCUGGCUCACCUGUGCCGGCUGCGCGUGAGAAAGGCCGUGGGGAAGCACCGCAUCAAGCUCCUGGACGACCUGCCGCUCCCCGGCAGGCUGAUCAGGUACCUGAAGUACGAGAGCACCCAGUAACCGAGGCUGCGAGGAGGAGCGGCUCCUCAGACUGUUUCACUAAAGCCUCAGGACGGAGGCGGCGGCCCCAAGCCCCAGGGGAGGGGACCUGGUGGUAGACAGAGGCUGUGGGCUGCCGGCCGCUCAGCUGGGGCAGCUGCCGCCUCCUUGCCAGGUCUCUGGGCCCGAGCUUUGCCCGGACCAGAGAACGGAAUGUUUCAAGUAGAAGAAAAACCGUGUUUGUUUUCAAACUGCUGAGUAGACCCCGGACCUUCUCUGCCAUUGGGAAUGGAGGAGCCUCCAUCCCUGGGCCUGGGAGG
Molecule: messenger RNA, 2201 nt
Organism: Neomonachus schauinslandi (Hawaiian monk seal)
Lineage: Eukaryota; Metazoa; Chordata; Mammalia; Carnivora; Phocidae
Gene: ASB2
Product: ankyrin repeat and SOCS box containing 2
Exons: 9
Coding region: 10-1902 (630 amino acids)
Biological process (GO): regulation of transcription by RNA polymerase II; intracellular signal transduction
Cellular component (GO): nucleus
Molecular function (GO): RNA polymerase II-specific DNA-binding transcription factor binding
Source: RefSeq, a predicted model, not a curated record